UCUUGGCGCUUGUCGCUGGUCAACGAGCAGGCUGCCUGCUCGUCCUCAUCCAACUCUCGUCAACCAUACACAUCGCAAACAGCUGACUGUGCGGAACGCUUUAUUGGGUUUGCAUGACUCAUCUCGUGCUCCACAUAUUUCUCUGUCUUCACCUGGCAGGAAUAUGGAGAGUUUUUAUGCUUGGCUUCCUGCCGAUAAUGAAGAGCCACAGCUGCUCGGCGAAGAUAUGUUUCGAGUUGUCGCUGCAGCUGAGGGAUGGGUCCUUGAUCCGUCACGCAGUGUAAGAGACUUCCUCAGUUCAAUAAAGAGACUGGGCAUCGAUGAGGGAUACAUCAAACCCAGCUCGCUUAAUCAUUCACCGUCAAUGUCACCGUGUCCAGCUCGUCGCACAGCAGCAAUAUCUGUCACAUCUGCUGUAUCCGAGCAUCCCGUUGACGGCGAGAGCCACGACACUGCGAAUGCUCUAGACAAUACCGGACUUGGUCGCACCGAAAACACAGGCGUUGUGCUCGACAGCUCAGACAAGAACGACCUGGAUGAGGACGGCUCAAACAACAUGGCUUUUGAAGCAAGACAGGAGCUACGAGCGCUACCAGUCGACAACAGAUACGGCGCCACAGAAGACUCUAUAACAGCUGAGCGACCUAAUAGGAAUUCGAGGCUAGCUCUCACGCGCGUUAUACGAGAAGGAUGA
Molecule: messenger RNA, 694 nt
Organism: Periconia digitata
Lineage: Eukaryota; Fungi; Ascomycota; Dothideomycetes; Pleosporales; Periconiaceae
Source: the annotation of a GenBank genome assembly